Molecule: messenger RNA, 1314 nt
Organism: Phalaenopsis equestris
Lineage: Eukaryota; Viridiplantae; Streptophyta; Magnoliopsida; Asparagales; Orchidaceae
Exons: 10
Coding region: 29-1063 (344 amino acids)
Cellular component (GO): chloroplast
Source: RefSeq, a predicted model, not a curated record
GUUUUGCUUCCGCCACCGGCUUCCAUUCAUGGUCAUCCCGCCUUAUCUAGUUUCCUCUUCCUCCCCGAAUGGUCAGUCAGCGAUGGCAACUUUUUUCCUCUUUCCUCCUCUCUCAGCAAUUAAUACUACGAAGGGCGACGAUCCUUCAAUAGCCAGCUUUCACCUCUUCUCGCCGUCUUCUCCAUCCCGUAUCACCAUUCUUCCCUCUAACGGUUUCUCUCUUUCCUCCAGAGCUUCUCCUUCUCGCCCCUUCUUCAUCUGCCACUCCUCGAAGAAGAAAGAAACCAGUUUUACAGAUCGCAUUCUUGACUACAUCGAAGGUGGACCCAAGUUGCGGAAGUGGUAUGGGGCAUCAAAUAUCCUCCCAAAGGAUGGCGGGCUUAAGGAGGAGAAUGAUGAAUCUUAUGAAAUUGAAGAAGCUCGUGAUGCAGUGUUGGUUACAAAUGGCGAAAGUGAAAUUGGUCAGAUGGUAAUCUUAUUGCUGAUCGUCAAGCGGGCUCGAAUAAAAGCCUUGGUCAAGGAUAAAAAGGCUUCUGUUGAUGCUUUCGGAACAUAUGUUGAGGCACUGGUUGGAGACUUAAGUAACAUGGCAUUCCUAUCAAAGGCCUUGAGGGGUGUUCGUGCUAUAAUUUGCCCCGCAAAUAUUAUAAUGGCAUAUUUGCAGGAUGGUUUUUUCAGUGUUGUUGGGCUUAUGAAAGGUAUAGAGCAUGUUAUUCUUUUAUCACAGUUGGAUGCUUAUAAAGGUUCUGGGAUAUUUCAAGCCAUCAUAAACAAGAGGUUGAGGAAGUAUGCAGAGAGGGAUGAGGAGGUGGUUAUUACUUCUGGGAUCCCUUACACUAUAGUAAAGGCUGGAUUGCUUCAGGAUGUCCACAGUGGCGAGCAAGGUUUCUGCUUCGAUGAGGGUGUAGCAUCAAGAGGAAGACUUGACAGAGAAGUUGCUGCUCGUAUUUGUGUGGAGGCACUUGAUGUAGUUCCAACGAAAGGCUUGAUAUUUGAGGCUUGGACAUUGGGCAGGUCAGCUUCCUACUCACAGAUUCAGAAAAGCAGUGGUAAACGGAGAUGAGAAGGUUGAGGAUUGGAAAGAAUGGUUUGCUGCAAAGAUUAGGAAUGCUGAAGAGCUGCAAUGAUCAUCUCUAUACUGUUCAUUCCUUGGUUCUUUGUGUCUCUUAGUUUGAAUCUUUUCAAUUAUUACAAUUGAAAGAACAAUAUCCCUCAAAUUGUCUUGAAGGAUGUUUAGCUUGUUAUUAUUAUUAUUUUUAUUUCAUGACCUGCAGAGCUUGAUUUUUUAUUGAUAUAACUUGACGAUUACAGCUA